AUGCCUCACGCGACAUCGGCCUCUCCGGGUCCCGAGGUCGAAGACGCUGACUUUGACAAUGUCAUGCGACAGAUGAACGGCCCCCCAACAGGCGGCAUUUCCUUCGACUUCCUGAACCGAGAACUCGAGCCUGGCGAAAAGGCAGACGAUGCGAUAGAUUACGAGGAUUUCGAUGACGACGAGCUCCCCGAGGAAGAAGAAUUAUCCCAACACAACGCGCGAGCAGUGGGGGCGAAUGGGCUUGAUAUUCCUGAUGAAUCGGACGAUGCUCUCUUCGGAGGUGGCCACGAUGACCUGUUCGGGGCGCCAGAGAAAGAUGAGCAGGCCCCUCCUGAUGAGCUGGAUGAUUUGUUCGGGGAGGCGCCUUCGUCACCGCGUCCCGACCAGGCCGACGAGACUCGCGACCUCUUUUUUGACGAGGAGGAAGAACGCCCACCGGCAGUCGAGCGCCCACAAGAUACUCAAAUGGAGGAAGAUCAGGAGUCGUUGCAGGAUGAUGGGGCGUUAACUCCGAUUGCUGAUGAUAUGGACCCAGCCUCUCUACGUGCCUGGAAGCUACAACAGGCUCUGUUUGCCAUGUCGAAUGUCGGUCCCGACAACCCUCCAGCUCCGCCUGAGAAUGUCGAAGAACUGCUCCAAUCUUUGUUUCCCAUGUUCGAGCGCACUACGCUACCCCGAUUCCUCGAACUCAUCCCUCAUAAAAAGGCCACUUAUGCUGGCAAGCCACCAGCGAAGCCGCCAAAGCCGGUUCUACCAGGGAAGGUGAAUAUUGAACUAUCGCAGGACCAGGAGAAAGUGUUUAGGUCUGGAGGGCAAGCCUUCAAGCGCUCGUUGGAAGCCGAGAAUCACGGCAUUGUUCCGGUCGCCGAGAUGUCACAAGAAGAGGAAGAAGAGGAAACCCGGGACGAAUUUGAUCUUGACUACGAGUCUGAUGAACCACUGCCCGGUGGCAUCACUGCGGAAGAUCUUCGCGUCGUCUGUGCGGACUGGGAUGUUCGGGACGACAUUUCAAUCAUGGAAGUUGAUGAACCUGCAGUUGUGGAGAACGCAAACGCCGAGGAUAACUGGCUAUUCGAAACCACGAGGCCAGCCAAGAAACGGAAACUCGGUCGUGAUCCCAUGGAGAUCAUUUCAUUAUCGCACAUUGAAUUGCCUCUCCUCGACGAUCCCGAGCAAGUAAGCUCCAAGGUCGCGCAAAAGGUCACGUUGGAUCUGAACGAUCCGCAUAUGCUGCUCGAUGAGCGGGGCCCCGACACUGCUAUAUCCAAACCUAAAGCAUCGGGCGCCCGCAGUAGAGAUGAAAUGGAUGUCAAUGUCACUCGUCGUCUCACGGCACGCUAUAACAUCUCUAACGACCAGGCCUACGAUAUGCUCAAACAGAACCACCAGAACAAGGUCCGCAGUACCCUGGGGAAUGUCGCACUAGAGCACAGUAUGCCAGCGUUACGGUUACAGUGGCCUUACUACAAGACAGAGCUGGCCAAGGCCGAGGCGAGAUCCUUCCACCGUCCAUCAUUGUCAUUCCGACCGGGACAAAGCUGUUGGUUUAAGAAUCCUGCUUAUAUCAAACGCAAGCACCAGAAAGGCAAGGAUAUCCGUCAACUCUACGAUUCAACCAAGGCACUUUCUAUGGCGGACAACUCCCAUGUUCUACUGGUUGAGUAUUCCGAAGAAUCACCGCUUGCUCUCUCGAACUUUGGUAUGGCCAACCGCAUCAUCAACUAUUACAGGAAAAAGAAUACAGAGGACCCCACUCGUCCUAAGGCCGAGAUUGGGGAAACGGCAGUACUCUUGCCUCAGGAUAAAAGUCCCUUCUCUAUCUUCGGACACGUCGACCCAGGCGAAGUCACACCAGCCAUCUCAAACUCCAUGUAUCGUGCACCCUUGUUUGCGCAUCAAGCAAAAUCCACAGACUUUCUCGUUGUUCGCAAUAGUACCGGUUCAGGUGGCAGUGACUACUAUCUUCGCAACAUUGAUAACAUGUUCGUCGCUGGGCAACAGUUUCCGUCUGUUGAUAUCCCCGGACCUCAUUCUCGAAAGGUUACCACGGUUGCGAAGAACCGGAUGAAGAUGUUGGUCUAUCGCCUACUAAAGAAGAGUCCAGAUCUUCGGCUGUCCAUCAGCGACGUUACUGCUCAUAUCCCUGGCACGAGUGACAUGCAGAAUCGUCAGAAGGUCAAAGACUUCCUUCAACACGAUAAAGACACCAAGUACUGGGUGCCUCUGGAACCAGUGCCAGAGCAGGAUACGAUACGAUCGUGGGUGCAACCUGAAGACGUUUGCCUGCUGGAGGCGAUGCAGGUGGGUCAACAGCACUUGCACGACACCGGGUACGGCAACGAUGCGGAAACCGGAGGUGACGAUGAUAACGAUGAAGAGUCUGAAAGCUUCGAGCAGCAAAUGGCACCGUGGAAAGCUAGUCGCAACUUCUUACUUGCGUCGCAAGGGAAGGCUAUGCUUAAACUGCAUGGCGAGGGUGAUCCUACCGGGCGUGGCGAAGGAUUCAGUUUUAUCAAGACGUCAAUGAAAGGAGGAUUCAAAGCCAUUGGCGAAAGUGUCGAAGAUAAGUUGGACGCCCAACGGUUGAAAGAGCUCGGCGGUCAUAGCUAUAAUGUUGCACGACAGCAAAAAUCAUACGAGACCUCUAUCCGGCGGAUCUGGGACGCCCAGAAAGCCAGUUUAUCGUCCACCAUCGAACACUCGGACGAUGAAGGUAACUUAUCGGAUGAAGAGGAAGAUGAUUUCAACAAGCCUACCCCGCGCUCUGAAGCUCCAACGCCCGCUCCGGCUCGUCGUGACGAUGAGACGACCAGUCAGUUCAGUAAAAUGAGCCGAAUGAGCAUGUCUGCCCAUAAAGGCAAGAUUCUACGCAUCAUCCGCCAGGUCCAAGAAAAAGAUGGUGUCCAUCAGAAAGAGACUUUGGUGUCAGAUCCCCGAGUCAUCCGUCACUAUCUGCAGCACCGACACCGUCUUGAGUCGCUCACCACAAGACUUGACUGCCUCAAACCCACAGGUGAUCCUGAGGUGGACGCCCGAAACAGGAGACUCAUCGAGCAAGAACUGAGCCGCCUAAACCGCAACAAAGAACGCCGCUUCGCGCGCGAGAAGCAGAAAGGUGUCCUUCGCACAGACUCCCCCGCGGAUGGAGCCCCAGGAAACUCCAAGUCAGCUGGCACUCAGCGCAAGUGCGCCAACUGCGGCCAGGUGGGCCACAUCAAGACGAACAAAAAGUGCGUAUACAACCGCGCUCGCUCCGCCGGAGCAGCCGAUGGCUUCCCUGCCUCCUUUGAUAUCACGCAGUCCUUCUUCAUCAACCCCACCCCUACCUUUAAAUCUUAA
Messenger RNA from Aspergillus mulundensis, 3339 nucleotides. RefSeq names its product DUF3591 domain-containing protein. The transcript is spliced from 3 exons. Gene Ontology annotation, biological process: transcription by RNA polymerase II; RNA polymerase II preinitiation complex assembly. Gene Ontology annotation, molecular function: RNA polymerase II general transcription initiation factor activity; histone acetyltransferase activity; RNA polymerase II general transcription initiation factor binding. The record is from RefSeq and is a predicted model, not a curated record. Gene Ontology annotation, cellular component: transcription factor TFIID complex. Bases 1 to 3339 code for a protein of 1112 amino acids. Lineage: Eukaryota; Fungi; Ascomycota; Eurotiomycetes; Eurotiales; Aspergillaceae.